Messenger RNA from Capsella rubella, 1412 nucleotides. RefSeq names its product NAC domain-containing protein 76. NCBI's taxonomy places the organism in Eukaryota, Viridiplantae, Streptophyta, Magnoliopsida, Brassicales, Brassicaceae. Gene Ontology annotation, biological process: regulation of DNA-templated transcription. The coding region runs from base 119 to 1252 and encodes 377 amino acids. The record is from RefSeq and is a predicted model, not a curated record. The transcript is spliced from 4 exons. Gene Ontology annotation, molecular function: DNA binding.
CUUCUACACAUCCAUACCUCUUUGACCUCUUCUUCUUCUUCUUGUCUUUAAUAGUCCUCAAACGAGUAAAUAGUAUUCCAUACACAUAUAUAUCUCCACAGGUUCAAGAAAAGAAAUAAUGGAAUCAGUGGAUCAAUCAUGUAGUGUUCCUCCGGGAUUUAGAUUCCAUCCAACAGACGAAGAGCUCGUUGGUUACUAUUUAAGGAAAAAAGUUGCAUCGCAAAAGAUCGAUCUUGAUGUCAUCAGAGAUAUUGAUCUCUACAGAAUCGAACCAUGGGAUCUCCAAGAGAGAUGCCGAAUCGGAUACGAGGAAAGAAAUGAAUGGUAUUUCUUCAGCCACAAAGAUAAGAAAUAUCCAACAGGAACAAGAACAAACAGAGCGACCAUGGCUGGGUUUUGGAAAGCCACAGGUCGAGACAAGGCUGUUUACGACAAGUCAAAACUGAUUGGUAUGAGAAAAACACUUGUGUUCUACAAAGGAAGAGCCCCUAAUGGCCAAAAAACCGAUUGGAUCAUGCAUGAAUACCGGCUAGAGUCAGAUGAGAAUGCGCCUCCUCAGGAAGAAGGAUGGGUGGUUUGUAGAGCGUUCAAGAAAAGACCAACGACGGGGCAAGCCAAGAACACGGAAACUUGGAACUCAAGUUACAUUUACGAUGAAUUACCAAGUGGAGUAAGCUCGGUUAUGGAGCCACUCAAUUACGUAUCUAAGCAGAAACAAAAUAUUUUUGCACAAGAUUUAAUGUUCAAGCAAGAACUAGAAGGAUCAGAUAUCGGUUUAAACUUCAUCCACUGCGAUCAAUUCAUUCAACUUCCGCAGCUCGAAAGCCCUUCACUCCCUCUUAUGAAAAGGCCAGUGAGCUCGACGUCAAUUACAUCAUUGGAGAAGAACCAAAAUAGCUACAAAAGAAAGUUAAUAGAAGAGGAUGUGAGCUUCAGUGCGCUAAUAAGUAGUGAUAAUAAAGAUAACAAGAAGAAGAAAACAUCAGUGAUGACUACUGAUUGGAGAGCGCUAGAUAAAUUUGUUGCUUCUCAACUUAUGAGCCAAGAAGAUGGAGUUUCAGGUUUUGGAGGCCAUCAAGCAGAAGAUAGCAAUAAAAUAAUCGGUCAUUACAAUAACGAAGAGAGCAAUAACAACGGAGUAGAGACUGUUUCUUCCACAUUAUUGAGUGACAGAGAAGAAGAGAACAGAUUCAUCAGUGGAUUCUUAUGUUCGAACUUGGAGUAUGACUUAUAUAAGGAUUUGCAUGUUUGAUCAAAGAUAAGGCUAUAAGUAUGGUGCGUAACGUUCGCUAUAUAUGUACGUAGAAUAUAUUGAUAUAGUGCGUAUAACAUAUAUGACUAAAGAUUGUGUGAAAGAUUUUUUUUUCUCUCUUAUAUACACUUUUAAUUUUCGUUAAAAAGAAUAAUGUAUG